Messenger RNA from Punica granatum (pomegranate), 3687 nucleotides. Lineage: Eukaryota; Viridiplantae; Streptophyta; Magnoliopsida; Myrtales; Lythraceae. The record is from RefSeq and is a predicted model, not a curated record.
AGAGAGAGAGAGAGAGAGAGAGGCGUGCAAGAAUCUAUAUUUGCCCUCCUUUUCACUCUUCCACUCCAAUCUCUAACGGCCAGACGAGAGACGCAAUUUGGUUUUCUCUUGGUCUUUCUCAAAAUUACAGUUUCUGGAGGCUGUCUGUGUCUUGCUUAUAGACAUGUUUCUUAGCUCUGCAUAUAUUCUUCUCUCGGAGGGAUGUGGUCACUCGUUAACCCCACCAUCUUCUUGUGCAACUGCUCAUAGGGGAUAUGUUAUGAGCUGCUCCACUGUUCCAUUCCGACUUCAGAAACUUAUGGUGUGAGUUUUCAAGUUAUGGGGGUGAUGGUUGAGAAUCCAUCUUCGGCAGUUCCGACAUGAUAGUGAGGUUAGGCUUCUUGGUAGCUGCUUCCAUUGCAGCUUAUGCAGUCAAGCAGCUCAACGUUAAGUCCUCAAGGCCUCGAGAUAAUGAUGGAGCAAGGUCAAAGCAGCAACAAGAUUACGAGCAAGACAAGGUGCAGCGAAUAUAUUCUUCGGGUGGUGUCAAAGAGGGGGAUGGGGAGGAGGAAGAGGAGGAGGAAGUCAAAUUGAUCAGCAGCAUAUUUAAUUCAGCUUCCCGCAACACUCCUUACCUCGACGAUGAAGAUAUUUUACCUGAAUUUGAAGAUCUUCUGUCAGGAGAGAUUGAUUUCCCAUUACCUGAUAAAUCCGAUGAGGCAAACAAGGACAUGGUUUAUGAAACUGAGAUGGCAAACAAUGCAAAUGAACUUGAGAGGUUGCGUAGACUAGUGAAGGAGUUGGAGGAAAGAGAAGUGAAGCUUGAAGGAGAACUUCUCGAGUAUUAUGGGCUGAAGGAACAGGAGUCAGAUGUUCUGGAGCUGCAGAGACAGCUGAAGAUAAAAACCGUUGAGAUCGACAUGUUAAACAUCACUAUUAACUCGUUGCAAGCUGAGAGGAAGAAGCUUCAGGAUGAGAUCUCAGUGGGAGCUUCAGCAAAGAAGGAGCUCAAGGUGGCACAGAAUAAGAUUAAGGAGCUCCAAAGGCAAAUUCAGUUAGAUGCUAACCAGACAAAGGGGCAACUAUUGCUGCUUAAGCAGCAGGUCUCGACCCUUCAGGCGAAGGAGGAGGCAGCGGUGAAGAACGAUGUUGAUGUUGAGAAGAAGCUGAAGGCUGUGAAGGAGUUGGAGGUGGAAGUUGUGGAGCUCAAGAGGAUAAACAGAGAACUUCAGCAUGAGAAGAGGGAAUUGAUUGUGAAACUUGAUGCCACUGAAGCUAGAGCUACAAAACUCGAAAACAUGACAGAGAGUGACAUGGUUGCUGCGGCGAGGGAAGAGGUCAACAAACUGAGGCAUGCGAACGAGGACCUGUUGAAGCAAGUGGAAGGUCUCCAGAUGAACCGGUUCAGUGAAGUCGAAGAGCUGGUCUACCUCCGGUGGGUCAAUGCUUGCUUGAGGUUUGAGCUACGGAAUUUCCAAACACCACAGGGAAAAAUAUCAGCACGUGAUCUCAACAAGAGCCUGAGCCCAAGGUCAAAAGAGAGAGCUAAGCAAUUAAUGUUAGAGUACGCAGAAUCUGAACGAGGCCAAGGGGACACAGAUCUUGAGAGCAACUUCUCUCAUCCAUCUUCUCCUGGGAGUGAAGAUUUCGACAAUGCAUCUAUUGAUAGUUCUAUGAGCAGGUAUAGUAGUUUGAGUAAGAAACCAAGCUUGAUACAGAAGUUAAAGAAGUGGGGAAGGAGCAAGGAUGAUUCAAGUGCUUUCUCGUCACCUGCAAGAUCAUUCUCGGGCUCUCCCAGUAGGGCGAGCAUGAAUCUCCGCCCAAAGGGCCCCCUUGAGUCUUUGAUGCUCAGGAAUGCAGGGGAUAGUGUAGCCAUCACUACGUUUGGUAGGAUGGAGCUGGAGGGUGCUAAUAAUUCUCCAAAGACUCCUGGAGGUGAUUCCUUGAACUCCGUGGUGUCCUCGUUUCAUCUGAUGUCUAAGUCCGUUGAGGGAGUGUUGGAUGAGAAGUACCCCGCGUACAAGGACCGUCACAAGUUGGCCCUGGAGAGGGAGAAGCAGAUCAAAGAAAGAGCUGAGCAGGCAAGGGCUGAGAAAUUUGGUAAUGCUAUUAGAAGCUCAGGUUCAAGUCUCGACUCUAGGUCCAAGGACGAUGGAGGGAGGAUGAUGCCUGUGAUGCUGCCCCCGAAGCUCUCACAAAUAAAGGAAAAGAAGCCAACCGACUCAACUGACCAAUCGGGUAAUAAGACAGAGGAAUCUCCUGCGGUGAGCAAGAUGAAGCUCCAGGAGAUCGAGCGGAGGCCUCCAAGAGUUCCUCGACCUCCUCCUAAGUCAUCUGGAGCUGCUUUUACUAGCACUGGUCCCACUGCUGUGCCAGGCGGCCCACCACCACCUCCCCCACCACCACCAGGUGUUCCACUGCCUCCACCACCACCUGGUGGAGGGCCACCCAGGCCUCCUCCGCCACCAGGGAGCCUUCCCAGAGGGCCAGGAAGUGGCGAUAAAGUCCAUCGUGCUCCUGAGCUGGUUGAGUUCUAUCAGACACUGAUGAAACGGGAGGCGAAAAAGGACACUUCGUCCCUUCUUUCUUCAUCAUUGAAUGUUGCGGAUGCUAGGAGCAACAUGAUCGGGGAGAUUGAGAAUCGGUCAUCAUUCCUGUUAGCUGUGAAAGCUGAUGUGGAAACUCAGGGUGAUUUCGUUCAGUCCCUAGCCACCGAAGUUAGAGCAGCUUCCUUUGCCAGUGUAGAAGAUUUGGUGGCCUUUGUGAACUGGCUAGAUGAGGAGCUUUCCUUCUUGGUUGAUGAAAGGGCAGUAUUGAAGCAUUUCGAUUGGCCCGAAAGUAAAGCAGAUGCAUUGAGAGAGGCAGCAUUCGAGUACCAGGAUUUGAUGAAGUUGGAGAAACGAGUUUCCUCUUUCGAUGAUGAUCCCAAGCUCCCAUGUGAAGCUGCCCUAAAGAAGAUGUACUCAUUGCUUGAAAAAGUUGAGCAGAGUGUUUAUGCACUACUGCGAACGAGGGACAUGGCUAUUUCGAGAUACAAGGAGUUCGGGAUCCCAGUUGAUUGGUUAUCAGAUACAGGAGUUGUUGGCAAGAUCAAGCUGUCAUCAGUUCAGUUGGCAAGGAAGUACAUGAAGCGAGUUGCCUUGGAGCUUGAUGCGUUGAGCGGGCCCGAGAAAGAACCCAACAGAGAGUUUUUGGUUCUGCAAGGCGUGAGAUUUGCUUUCCGGGUCCAUCAGUUUGCGGGUGGAUUUGACGCGGAGAGCAUGAAGGCUUUUGAAGAUCUAAGGAGUCGCAUUAGUACACAAACCGGGGAAGAAAACAAGCCCGAGCCAUCGUGAAUGAAGAUAUCAUAUCUCCUUGUAAUGUACCAUUCUUCUAAAAUCAUCUCUGAUACUUUUUUUCUGUACACAUUGAAGCCUUCUUUCUCCCUAUACAACACGUAAAAGUUGUACAAUCAACAAUGAGCAUUGUAUUUGUAAAGUUGUAAAAUGCACAAUAGCUCAGUACAAAGCGCGAACUGUCUCAAUAUGUUCGACAUAACAGAUGCCCUCAGGAGGUUUUCCGGAUUUCGACUGUUGGAUCGGGUGGGGUGGCUUGUCGGUGUACAAUGGUCCUUUGCUGUCGCUAUAUUCUCAAAUCUCUUUUCCUUUAUGAUUCCAUUGUGUUGCUGAAGGCUUUAUGAAAUCACAAGACACCUGGCUGGGUUCAGCA